CCUCAGAAGUUGAGUAUGGCGACGGUGACGGGGGGGCAGGACGGGCACCACCGAGCGCUGGGAUGGUCUCUGCUGCUGCUCUUGGGGCUCACCGGCCCUGCGGCGACGCUGGCCGGCUACAUCGAGGCACUUGCUGCCAAUGCGGGCACAGGAUUUGCUGUGGCUGAGCCUCAGAUUGCCAUGUUCUGUGGAAAGCUUAAUAUGCAUGUCAAUAUCCAGACUGGAAAAUGGGAACCUGAUACUUUUGGGACAAAGAGCUGUUUUGAAAGGAAAGAAGAGAUUCUGCAGUACUGCCAGGAGAUUUAUCCAGAGCUUCAGAUUACAAAUGUGGUGGAAGCCAAUGAGCCAGUCAGCAUUGAAAACUGGUGUAAAACAGGCAAGAAGCAGUGCAAAGGCCACACCCACAUUGUUGUUCCCUUUAAGUGUCUUGUGGGUGAGUUUGUCAGUGAUGUCCUCUUGGUUCCAGAAAAGUGCCGAUUCUUCCACAGGGAGCGGAUGGAUGUGUGUAAAAGUCACCAGUACUGGCACACUAUAUCAAAAGAGGCCUGUUUGACUGAGGGGAUGAUCCUGCACAGCUAUGGCAUGCUGCUUCCUUGUGGAGUAGACCAGUUCCAUGGCACAGAGUAUGUGUGCUGCCCUCAGGCCAAAAUUGUUGAUGAAGCUCUUUCCAAGGAAGAGGAAGAAGAGGAGGAGGAGGAAGAGGAGGAGGAGGACGAAGACUAUGAUAGUUACAAAAGUGAGUUCCCCACUGAGGCAAAUACAGAAGAGUUCACAGCGGCAAUAGCAACAAUGGAUGAUGAAGAGGAGGAACAGGAAGAAGAUGAGGAAGAAGUGGUGGUAGAUCGAGAUUACUAUUACGAUGGCUAUAAAGAUUACAAUGAAGAGCCUCCGACAGAACCAAGCAACGAGAAAUCGCUUGCUGAGAAGGAGAUAAUGAGUGAUGUGAAAGCUGUCUGCUCCCAGGAGGCGAUGACAGGUCCCUGCCGGUCUGUGAUGCCUCGUUGGUACUUCGACAUGUACAAGAAAAAGUGCAUUCGCUUUAUAUAUGGAGGCUGCGGAGGAAACAGGAACAAUUUUGAGUCAGAGGACUAUUGUAUGGCUGUGUGUAAAAAGAUGAUUCCUCCUACUCCUGUGCCUACUGAUGAUGUGGAUGUCUACUUUGAAACACCAGCUGACGACAAUGAGCAUGCCCGUUUCCAGAAAGCAAAAGAACAGCUAGAGGUUCGACAUCACAACCGCAUGGAUCGGGUGAAGAAGGAAUGGGAAGAAGCAGAGCGCCAGGCUAAGAAUCUCCCGAAGGCUGAGAGGCAAACUCUCAUGCAGCGAUUCCAGGCAAUGGCGAAAUCUCUAGAGAAGGAAGCAGCCAGUGAGAAGCAGCAGCUCGUGGAGACUCAUCUCGCUCGUGUGGAAGCCAUGCUGGAUGACCGCCGUCGCAUUGCCCUGGAAAAUUACCUAGUUGCUCUGCAGACUGAUUCUCCGCGGCCUCACCGUAUCCUGCAAGCCCUGAAGCGUUACGUCCGGGCAGAGAACAAAGACCGCCUGCACACGAUCCGCCAUUACCAGCAUGUUUUGGCUGUUGAUCCAGAAAAGGCAGCGCAGAUGAAAUCGCAGGUAAUGACGCAUCUCCAUGUGAUUGAAGAGAGAAUGAAUCAAAGUCUGUCCCUGCUCUACAAGGUACCUUAUGUGGCAGAAGAAAUCCAAAGUGAGAUUGAUGAGCUCCUUCAAGAGCAGCGGGCUGACAUGGACCAGUUUACAUCUUCCAUCUCCGAAUCCCCCGUGGACGUCCAUGUGAGCUCCGAAGAGAGUGAAGAGUCUCCCCUUUUUGAUGGCAAGCCCUUCCGCCCAUUCCAGGUGAAAACUUUCCCAGCCUCAUUGGAAAAUGAAGAUUCUCAGCCGGAUUUGUACCAUCCAGUGAAAAAAGGAUCUGGCAUGGCUGACCUGGAUGGACUGAUUGGGGCAGAAGAGAAAGUAAUCAACAGCAAGAACAAGCUGGACGAGAAUGUGGUAAUUGAUGAAACCCUUGAUGUGAAGGAAAUGAUUUUCAAUCCUGAGCGAGUCGGUGGACUGGUGGAUGAGCCGGAAAGCGACAAUGCGCUCCGUGACGACUUCAGCUUCAGCAGCAGCGCUCUCAUUGGUCUCCUGGUGAUCGCUGUUGCCAUAGCCACAGUCAUCGUCAUCAGCUUGGUGAUGCUGAGGAAGAGGCAGUAUGGAACCAUCAGCCAUGGGAUCGUAGAGGUUGACCCGAUGCUCACGCCAGAAGAGCGGCAUCUGAAUAAGAUGCAAAACCAUGGAUAUGAGAAUCCAACUUACAAAUACUUGGAGCAGAUGCAGAUUUAAAAGUUGUUGAAACUACCACAGCCCUGACAAGCAAAGGAUCAGGGUAGGAAGGGCCAAAAAUGGUCCAGUAUUUUGGAUCAGCUGUUGACCAACUUUUGCUUGAAGAGGACUUCAUAUUACAUUCAGAACUCCUGGAUCAUUUAAGACUUAAUUACUACUGUAGAGUUGCAAAUUCCAUUCUUUUAAAUGGGUGAGGAAAUGAUAAUAUAACAAUAUAUGAUAUAUAAACCUUAAAUGGGAAAAUGGAUCUAUUGCAGAUAUUUGAGAUGUAGUUUUUUUUUCUUUUUUUAAGAAACUUAAUCUAAUGAGAGAAAAUCCCAGUGCUGUCGUAUUGUCUGAUAACAAACUCUCUGUAUAAAUGAGAAAUGUUGUUUUAUUUCUGAUACACCACUUGUAUAUUCAAGGUCAUGUACCAACCGCAUUGUAUAAACAAGACAUUUGUGGCUCUUUG
Molecule: messenger RNA, 2788 nt
Organism: Lacerta agilis (Sand lizard)
Lineage: Eukaryota; Metazoa; Chordata; Lepidosauria; Squamata; Lacertidae
Gene: APLP2
Product: amyloid beta precursor like protein 2
Exons: 18
Coding region: 16-2337 (773 amino acids)
Biological process (GO): central nervous system development; axonogenesis
Cellular component (GO): membrane
Molecular function (GO): transition metal ion binding; heparin binding; serine-type endopeptidase inhibitor activity
Source: RefSeq, a predicted model, not a curated record